CGCGUCGAAAUCGAAACGGGAGGCGGCGGGAGGGGGCCAUCAUGGGGAACGAAGCGAGCCUCGAAGGCGGCGAAGGGGUGCUUGCUGGAUUACCGGAGGGGCUCGCACCGGACGGGAAAGGAGGCUUCAUUCGGACCUCCACGGGGGCACAGGUGGACCUGAGCCAACUCAGCGAGGAUGACAGAAAGCAACUCGCCGCGGCUAUGUCAAGGGCGCAAGCCAACAAGCCCGGGGGCGCGCCCGCUCGAAGGCCCUCGGAGGCAGAUGUUCAGCAGCGGCCCCAGCAGCCAGGAGUUGGACCCUCUGUUCGGCUUAGCAAGAGUCGCACCGUAGACGCGUUUGGAGAGGGCCCCACUGGCAGGCCGGCCCCUGGCCGCAGUCCCUCAUCCCUCAGCCUCUUAGAGUCCCGAUUCAGGCAGGAGCCUAAGGACCCGGAGAAGAAAACAGGCAUGUUUGGCUCCAGCUUCCUGAGUGGGGCCAACCCGCUUAACGCUGUCUCGUCCAUGACCUCCCAGGUGUCCUCUGGAAUGUCUUCAAUGUCCUCCGAGGUCACCUCCAUGGGCUCCGGGGUCAACAUGCCCUCAUUUGGCCUGUUUGACAAGGAAGAAAAGCCUGGAGAGAAGCCCCAAGGUGGGCCCCCAGGGCCAGGCAGCAAGGGCCCCCAGCAGGGGGGGCCAAGACCCCCUGGCCCCGGACAAGGGCCCAGACCCCCUGGGCAGCAAGGGCCCAGACCCACUGGUCAAGGACCCCUUGGGCAGCAAGGGCCCAGAACCCCUGGCCCCGGACAAGGGCCCAGACCCCCUGGGCAGCAAGGGCCCAGACCCACUGGUCAAGGACCCCCUGGGCAGCAAGGGCCCAGAACCCCUGGCCCCGGACAAGGGCCCAGACCCCCCGGGCAGCAAGGGCCCAGACCACCUGGUCAAGGACCCCCUGGCCAGCAAGGACCCAGACCAACUGUAUCCGGACAAGAGCCCCCUGGGCAGCAAGGGCCCAGGCCACCUGGUCAAGUCCCCCCUGGGCAGCAAGGACCUAGACCCCCUGGCCCCGGUCAAGGACCCCCUGGCCCUGGUGCACAGCCAGGCGGGCCAGCUAAAGCAAGGGGUCCCCCUGGUCCACAAGGCCCUGGUAAACCACCUGGAGGUGGGCUGUGUCCGCUGUGCAAGAGUACCCAGCUCAACGUGGGCUCCAAGGAGCUGCCCAACUUCAGCAACUGUACCAUGUGUAAGAACCAGGUGUGCAGCCUAUGUGGAUUCAGCCCCCCAGACUCGGAGGGUAAAGAGUGGCUGUGUCUCAACUGCCAGAUGCAGAGGGCUAUGGGGGGUAUGGAUGACCCUCCUAUGAUGGGCAAGGGCUCUGCCCCUCCUUCACCCUCAAGGAAAGACCCUGGCAAAGAUGGCAAGAAGCCCAAUCUACUGAUUAAGCAGCAGAGCAUCUCCGACAGAGGCUUAACCCCUCCAACCACACCCAAACAGAAAUCCCCCGGCCCAUCUUCCCCGAAAGGCAGCCCCCAGCCCUCACCGGCCAAAGGUAAACAGGAGUCCAGCUUCUUCGGGGGCCUGGGGGGCAUCAGCCUAGGGGGGCUCACCGAUGUGGCCAAGCCUCCAGCCGCUGCCUCCCAGGCGGCCGAGUCCAUUACGGGAACAAUGUUCAGUGGCUUUGGUGGGUUCACUGGAUCAGCCAAACCUGAUCGGGCCAAAGCCGCUGCUGGUACCCAAAAAACAGCAGAGUCGGUGACGGGAAAGAUGUUCAGCGGGUUCGGUGGUUUUACUGAGACAGCCAAGCCCCCGGCGGCUGCCUCCCAGAUGUUUGGCUUUGGCUCGUCUAUCUUGAGCUCGGCCACCAACCUCAUGACCACGGACUCUGUGGACUCUGUGGAUGAGAAAGCUGGUUCUCCUGCCGAUUCUCCUGCCGGCUCUCCCCCAGACUCCCCCUUUUCUGUCCCCGGUUCUCCCCUCGGUUCUCCCCCGGACUCUCCCUUCUCCGCUCCCGGGUCCCCCCCCGACUCAGACAGCCCUGACACCCCACCUGCCUCCAAGAAGGCCCCCAAACGUGCCAUCUCCCUGCGGAAGGACCAAAAGUCCAUAGAAGCAGAUUCCUCUGUGGAGCCUCUGAAAGCGGAGGAGCCGCUUACUACGGCCACAGGCUCGGGGGCCCAGGAAAACUGCCCUCUGUGUAAGGUGGAGCUGAACGUUGGAUCAGCAGACCCCCCUAACUACAGCAACUGCACUGAGUGCAAGAAGAGUGUGUGCAACCUGUGUGGCUUCAACCCCACACCUCAUCUUGGUGAGAAAGAAUGGUUAUGUCUCAACUGCCAGACCCAAAGAGCUCUCUCUGGCCAGCUGGGCGAUACGCCCCCUCCACCAUCUCCUGUGAAGAAGCAACUACCCACACCUACCCCUACCCCUCCUGCCUCCCCUGCCAAAGUCCCUGACUCCCCAGCUGCUGCUGCCUCUCCAUUAACGGGAAGCCCCUCAGUCACUCAGGUAGAGGCAGCAGCAGCAAAGGAAGACACCCAGCCGCUUCCCAUGUCCAAGGUAGUAGCAGAACGCAUUCCGCCCCAAACACCAGACGCUGCGUCUGCAAACACAGACACCACACCCAUCCCACCUGAGCAUGCCACCCCUCCCUCUGAUAGUGUCCCAGAGGAGAAAGAACCAGAGCAGGCUGAAACGCCUGAGACUAUACUGGAUGAGCCUGUGACAGAGAGUGUAGUGGAGAGUACUGUUGAGGCUCCGGCAGUGGAGAAAGACCCAGAGCAGGCUGAAGCGAUGGAAGCUAUAUCUGAGACUAUACUGGAUGAGCCUGUGACAGAGAGUGUAGUGGAGAGUGCUGUUGAGGCUCCGGCAGUGGAGAAAGACCCAGAGCAGGCUGAAGCGAUGGAAGCUAUAUCUGAGACUAUGUUGGAUGAGCCUGUGCCAGAGAGUGUAGUGGAGAGUGCUGUUGAGGCCCCGGCAGUGGAUCAUCCAGAGAGUAUGCCAGAGAAAGUUACAGAAGAACAGUCACCACCCGACACUACUCAGGCAGAAUCAGAUUUCCAGCCUGCAGUUGUAGAGGAGCCUGUCAUUGCUCCCCCUGUAGAGAAUAAGUCAGAAAAGCCUGUUGAGGCAGCACCCGAGCCAACUCCAAGCCCAGAUAAAGUGCAGAGUGAAUCUACACCAGAGAUCUCGCCGGCUCCCUCUGCAGGUAGUGAGAAAGAGGAGCCCAUCCUAGAGAAGGUUCUUGAAGAGGAAGCUAAGCCGGUAGAGCCAGAGCUGAUUCCAACACCUGAAACGGUCACACAGGAAACUACUGUCCAACCUGACCAAUCACCAGAGCCUGUACCGCCAGCUCCUGUAGUCACUGAGGAAGAAGGGAAAGCAGUGGUGAUUGAGGAAAAACCUAGCCAGCCACCUAAAGCUGAGGAGACAGCUCCUACACCUCCUGCAGUCACCAAGCAGGAGGAGAAACCUAAAGAGUCAGAGCCUCAAGCAACUACUGUUGAACAGCCUCCAACUGAGGUGUCUUCAGUACAUACAGGUCCAAUGGCAGAGAGUUCAGAUGUGGAGACUAAGAUGCCAGAGGUGGCUCCGGCUCCACCAGUUAAGGUUGUAGAGAAUUCGGCCUCAGCUCCCGAAGCCCCUAAUGAGCCGGUAGAGGAUUGUGCAUCUCCCAAACCAACAGAGCUAGAGCCUGUGCCUUCACAAAAAGAGGAGGUACCCCCUGCAGUAGAAGAAACUCCCCCUGUAGUUGCUGAGAAUGAACAGCCUAAAGAGGUAGAGACCGUUCCACAAACUGAGGCAGUUGAGUCUGUAGCCCCAUCUCCUCCUCUAGUUACUGCUAAAGUUGAGAAGGAGGAAGAGCCAAUACCGCCAGCCCACGUAGAGGAUAAACCUGUAGAGAAGGAGGAAGAGUCAAUUCAGCCAGCCCAAAAAGUACCAGAGGCUUCUCCUGCACCUCCUGCUGCUGAACCAGAAAAUGUUAGCCCUGAGAGAGAUUAUGAAAGGACAGAGUCAGAAACAGUGGUUGAACCCAGCCCAGAAGUCAAAGCCGAGGAGUCAGUUUCACCAUCUCCUUUUGAGAAAAAAGUCCCUGAACAGCUCCCAGAACCUGAACCACAAUCAGCUAAAGUUGAUCAGAUCCCACCUCAGGGGGCUGUAGAAGCUCCAGCACCAGUAGUAGAACAAAACACAAAUGAAACUGAAACGGAGGCUGGAGCAGAACUUGUAGGUCAGAAAGACGAAAUUCUGACAUCUGUGGAUACAAAGGUUGAACCAGAGCCAACGGCAGAUAAUAAGGCUGAAAAAACCCAGGAUGACUCUACUCCUCCAGCUUCUGAAGCUAAAGAGGAAGAAAAGGUCAAAGCAGAGCACUUAGCACGAGCUACAGAGGCAGCGUCACUAUCAUCUGCUGCUAGUGAGCCACAAGCCCCUGAGAACGUUUCUGAGGAGAAACCCACACAGGAAGGAAAAGAAGCUGCAAGCAUAGCUGAAAAUAAACAAGAGGUGUCUGUAGCUGAGAGUAGGGUGCCAACUUCUACUGUGUGUCAUGAGAAAGCAGUGCAAGAGAAAGAAUUAUCCAAAGAUGAAUCCAAGCAAACUCCAAAGACAGACUCUCUGUCUGAGAGCAUUCAGCCAGAGAAAGAGAAAGUGGUUGUGUCACCACCUGUAGUUAGUGAAAAGCAAGAACAUUUUUCAGUAUCAGAGGUGAAAGCUGUGAGUGACAGACAGGGCAGCGUAGAAGACAAAACAAUACCAGAGCAGACUAAAAUAUCUGAAACUGUAUCUGAAAAUGAGUCUAUUGCCCCAGCCCCUGUAGUAGAACCUGACACCCUAGUCCCUGUAGUUGGUGAACAGGACGAAGACAAACCCCUGAAUGAAGAGAAGAUAAUAGAGACUGAACUGGAUGCAGUUGGAGAGGCAACGCUGAAAGACCCUGGAGAAAAAAACACCAUCGCCAAGGAUAGCAGUCCUACCAGCCCCUCAGACCUUGCCAAGCUGGAGAGCACUGUCCUUCCCAUACUAGAGGCCCAGGCUACACAACCAAAGGAUAAUUCAGACAAACUGACCGACUCACUCAAGACCAGACGCAAACUUGAGGUGCUACCCCUCUCACCUGAAUCUCCCAGCACAGAGGAUGACCCAGCACUCUCAGAGAAGAAGGACACCUCAGCAAAGAAAAAGCUGCUGGUGCCGACAGACAUCAGGGGUGACUCGUUGGAGGACAGCAGUGAGAGCUUAGGGAAAGAGAGUCCCGUGUCAGGGGAUGACGAAGACUUCAUUCGUAAACAGAUCAUGGAGAUGAGUGAGAACGAGGAUGCUUCGCCGUCAGACGAAGAAAACCUUAUCCGGCGAAAGAUCCGAGAUCAUGAGAGGAAACGAAUGGAGCAGGAGAAAGGGGAGGGGAAGGAGAGAAGCGCAAUGGCAAAAGGCAGGCGGCUCCUCAAGAAGAAUACCAUUAGCCCUGAGGACGAAGAUGAGCGGCAAAUCUCACUGGAUAAACCUGACAAGGCAUGGAAAGAUGGAUCGAAACCCAAACUCUCAGACUCUCAGGAAGGGGAACAGCCUUCGGCCGAUAGAGUUGUGGCAGUACGCCAAUUCAGAACCAUCGAGCUCAACACGACUACCACCCCUGUGCGUAUACCGGGUACGUCAGAUGAUGGAGAGCUUGAGAUGGAAAGCCUCACCAACUCCCCUGAUGAUCGCUCCAGGGGCGAUGGGUCCUCCAGCCUGCAUGCAUCCAGCUUCACCCCUGGGACAUCGCCUACAUCCCUAUCGUCUUUGGAUGAGGACAGUGACAGCAGUAGUCCCAGCCGCAUGCACAGUGGCGAGGGGAAACAGCACAGGAAAGCGAAGCAUAGACAACAAGGCCAAAGUCUACCCACCAUCGAAGACUCUUCUGAGGAAGAGGAGUUACGAGAGGAGGAGGAGCUGUUAAGAGAACAGGAGAAGCAGAAAGGCUCUGGGAAGAAGUCGAAGAAGGACAAAGAGGAGAUCCGAGCUCAGAGGAGGCGGGAGCGUCCCAAAACACCGCCUAGCAACCUCUCUCCCAUUGAAGAUGCCUCUCCAACAGAAGAGCUGAGGCAAGAGGCAGAGAUGGAGGAGUUCAGGCGAUCAUCCUUAUCCGAUUUCUCUCCCAGCAUCGAGUCAGAACCAGAGGGAGUUGAGAUCAAUGCCGCAAAGAUUGCAGCAGUACAAAAAGUAUAUCAACUUCCUACAUCUGUUUCUCUCCACUCUCCAACAGCUGAUCAAGGUGCUAAUAAAAGCCCUGAAAAACGAGCCCUGAAAACUGCAGACGAAGCCUACGAAGAUAUCAUGCUAAAGGCUAAAACACCCACAAAGGAAAAGGUGGACAUCCCUCCGGGGAAAGAGUCCCUCUAUGGUGGGAUGCUGAUAGAAGAUUAUGCCUAUGAGUCUCUUGUUGAUGGAUAUGGAAAGAAAGUCCAGCAGCAGGAGCCUGAGAAAAUCUCAGUGCCAGCUCAGCCCAAAAUACUGAGAUCUCCAGAUGAGGUUUACGAAGACAUGAUGGAGAAGAAGAAAGAAUUCAUGCAGCUGGAGCAGGAACUGAAAAAAGCACAGUUCGUGUCAGAUAGACCCACACCAGAGAUUGUAUUGCAACCCACUGAGCCAACCAGAUCCACGAGUGUUACAAUUACUAUAGGUAAGGAUGGGAAACCACUGCUCGAUGCUGAGGCUACGUAUGAGGAACUCAUGAAGAAAGUUCUGACUCCUGGGACAAGCCCGACACAGCAGGGUCCUGAUAUAUCUGGGGCAGCCCCUGGUGGUGAGUUCGAAGGUACUGAAUCCAGAAGGGCUCUGCGUCCCAUACCAGACCUGAGGGUUACACAGUGCUCCUCAGGGGAGGAGGACGCUGAUGAAGAGGCCACUGAGACCAAAAGUCAAGAUAAGCCAAAGACUUCAUCAGACAUUCCUAAAGCUGAUCAGGCACCCUUAACAGCUGCUGCAGAAACUGAAUCCAAAUCAGUUGCUUGCAAGGUCCCCCCAUCAACAACUUCAGACCAACCACAGACCCAAUAUGAAACUUCCCAGGCUGACCAGCCUCUGGACAUAACCCAACAGGAUGUCAUGGACUUGUCUAGUAUAAAGUCCUCAGCCCCUGCUGUUGCCAGUGUAUCGCCCUUACCCACCGUCCCUCAGUACACCCCCACUGUUCCCAGUGUAGUGUCGACCACCCCACCAGUUCCCCCAAAACCAGUCAUCCUGCACAGGGCUCUGUCUCAGGAAAAAGCAGACAUUCCUGAACCUCCUCCACUGCCCCCUCCCACGAUGCCAAAGCCAUCGGUUUACCCCAGGAAACCCCCUGUUCCGCUUCCAUCUCAGGCAAUAAUCAGGUCAGAACACGUUGCCAUGACAACAGCCCAAGGGUCGCCGGUAAGACAGCCUCAUAUCCCCCCACCGGUUCUUCCAAAGCCAGCAAUCCCUGCUGGAAUGGGGUACAGCCACAGGCCAGGGGAAAACGUCAAACCACCCCUUGCUCCAAAACCUGUCUCUCAGCCUGGCUCUCCUGCCCACAUCCAAUAUCCAAGACCCACUGCCCUCCACACAGGCCAUGCUGAUAUAGCCCUGAAUCUGAGCCCCUCAGCUGAAAGCAGGCCAGGUCACUUCUCAGGUCAUUCCUCGGGUCACUCCUCGGGUCACCCAUCCCCCACUUCUCCGCGAUAUGGCAAUCGACACGAAACUUAUGUGGUUAUAACUCUGCCAUCCCAGCCCAACUCUCCAGUGGAAGGGAUCACCACCCAGGCCCCAUCCAGUCCUGGUCCAGCAUCUCCUUCAAGACAUGCCCAACCUCCACCUCAACCUCAAACACAGUAUCAAUCACAACCUCAACCCCAGAAACAACCACAGCCACCUCCACCACACACAAAUAGGAUGCCCCUGGCAUUCACUCGCAUCACUGAGUCCAUGGAAAGUCAAGAGAUAUGUGGGCCAGAGAAAGUUGUGUCAAGCUCCUGUCAUGUCAUUGAGGCUAUUUCAGCAUCCGCUCCACCCCCAGAGGUCAGGUUAGGGCAGGUCACUCAGUUUGUGACGACAGAAGUUCAAAGAACCAUGGUGUCUGUCCGACACGAAAGGUCACCGCCCCCACCUCCAGCCCCAAGAGCGAACGGUGUUCCAAUCUCACUGGAGAAACCUAAACCACAACAGACACAGAGUCCACAGGGUUACCAGCCAGGGGAGGUAGUAGACCUUCGUACCAUGAAGGUGAAUUCGGAAUCGGCCAUGAAAGUGGUGGAUCUGUCUUCUUCAGAUGUUAGACGCCAGUCCUUGGCCACAGACAUCAGCGGUCGUCAGACAAGUGCGGUGCAGUCCCCAGUGGUAAAUCUCAGCACUGAGUCGACCAGUGUUUCCAUAGUGACUGACAGCAUCACUAUAGUUACAUGUGCUGCCACCAUACAAAGUUACGAAAAUACCAACAUAUCCCAAGUCCCUUCUCUGCCCCUCCAGCUUACAACCACAAACAAAGCCUUUGAGCCUGUUUGUCAGAUUAUCUAUCGGCCCAUAGAUGCACAGCCCACAACCAGCAACAAUGCUGAGAUCCCGAUUAACCUUUCUCUAGGACCUGGCACAGGCUUAGGGUCAUUCCAGCCACCUGUCACUAUCGCCCCUACCCCUGCCCCAGGGUGUGUGGCUAAUGGUCUGAGCAGCGGGAUGCCGACAGUAGCAGGUGCGGUGGACCUUAGCACAGCCAAACCCUUCAACACCGUGGUUUCGGUCGACGCUUCCUCCGCGGAAGUGGUCACGGCUGUGAUCACAGAGGAGGAUGGGAAACCCGUGGACCUGACGGCUGGGAGAAGAGCUGUCUGCUGUGAUGUUGUCUACAAGCUGCCAUUUACAGGUAGCUGCACCACCCAGCAGCCCACUACUCCAUUGCCCGAAGACCGCUUCGGUUACCGAGACGACCACUACCAAUAUGACCGCUCACCGUACAACAUGAGGGGCUUCGGUGGCAUCAAACCCUCCAUGUCCGACACCAAUCUGGCUGAGGCCGGGCUUUUCCUCUAUAAGAGCAAGAACAGUUACAAUUUCCAUGGCACCACAGAGGGUGCAGUAGACCUGACAUCCUCCAAGACAUCUGAUGCAGGUGUAGCUUUGGACUUCUCCACCAAAGGCUCAGGGUUAUAUUCAGGAAUGAUAAUCCCCCCAUAUUCCCAAGCUAGAGUCAAAGGAGCUGUUGGGACACACUUUGGCACGAGCAGUGUCCUGAGAUCCUCCAAUGGGGUGGUGUACUCUUCAGUCUCAGUACCAAUCCCAUCCACCUACGCCAUCACCACACAACCUGGGUCCAUAUUCAGCACCACUUACAACUCCCUGUCGGCGGGCAUGCACACCAGCGACACCAUGCCAUCCCUGUCCACUCUCCAGAACCAGCCCAUGACUCGGUCCCACAGCUUCAUCUCCACCACCUCUGCAGACGAUCAAGGGGAUGUCCCCCUCAACCUGGAGCUUGCUAAAGAUGGCAUAUCCACCUCCGUGCCCCUCAGCACCAAAACAGUCACCCUGGCCCUGGAAAGGCUGGACUCGUACACGGACGCGUCCCUGGAGGCUAUUGCCGCCUCGCUGGAGGCCCUGUCCUCGCCCUGUGUGCCAGGGGAGGGCCAGUACCAGAUGCAGCGUGAGAUUCUGGAGAUGGAGAAGUUCAAACAGCAGCGGUUGGCUGAAGAACUGGAGUGGGAGCGUCAGGAGAUCCAGCGCUUCCGUGAGCAGGAACAGAUGCUGGUGCAGAAGGAGCUGGAGGAGCUGCAGUCCAUGAAGCAGGCCAUCCUGUGCCAGCAAGAGGAUGAGCGCCAGGCCCACCUCAUGAUGCAAAAGGAAACCUAUGCCCAGCAGCAGCAGCAGCUAGAGCAGAUCCAGAGGCUCCAGGAGCAGCUCCGAGCACAGCUGGAGGAGCAGAAGUUCCGGAAGAUGUACCCGGGGGAGGUGUUGCUGGGGCAUGGCCAGCAGGAGGCAGUCGUCCUGGGGCCGGACGGCACCGAGCUGGCCCGGAAAAUCAUGGAUAGUGGGUGUCAGACGGACGACGAGGACAGUGUUGUCGAUAAAGCCUACACGGCAGGGAGGAAGAAGAGAAGCACGGCCAAGAAGAGCGUAGACAGCUGCGUGCAGACGGACGAUGAGGACCAGGAGGAGUGGGAGCCUGCUCGGGCCAGACGUAGCAGGCCCCGCACGUCAAGGGGGGACAGAGGCGGACAGACUUCCGAUAUAUCCAUUCAGGCUCACUCUGAGAUCUCCAUACAGACGGACUCUGCAGGGAAUGUAAGAAUGGACACCAGGAUGGAGCUCUCCAACACGGAAAGUCCACAUUGGGAAGACAAGAGACGGCCCACGCCCUUGGAGAUAGAACAGUCUGGCCACCUCAGAGCUGACCCCUCCUCACUUCAGGCCCCGCCCAAAUCCCCCAAUGUUCUCUACUCCCCCAUAUCCCCUUGCAUAUCCCCAAGCAAAUCCCUUGAGUUUGUGUCCUAUGAGAAAUCACUGGGUGAUACAAGCCCACAGAGAAUAAGAGGGAGUACUGAUCCGACCAAAGUCUCUCCAACCGGCAGCCCCAAGGGACCUAAGGCCAUGCAGAGAUCCAUGUCCGACCCCAAGCCCAUGAGUCCAACUGGAGAGGAGAGGGCAUCAUCCAGUUUCCAGUAUGGCGACGGUUCCUCUGGCAAAAGCUCGUCGGGCAGCACCCCAACUGGCACCGGCAAGAAGGUGAAGAGGACCCUGCCCAACCCGCCCUCGGAGGAGGAGGCAACAGCCUCCGGCCAGACGGCCUACAGCACUGGUUCGGCCCGCCGUCGCAUGUGCCGCAACACCAACAUGGCGAGGGCCAAGAUCCUGCAGGAUAUCGACCGAGAGCUGGACAUGGUGGAGCGUGAGUCGUCCAAGCUCCGCCACAAGCAGGCGGAGCUGGACGAAGAAGAGAAGGAGAUCGACGCCAAGCUACGCUACCUGGAGAUGGGCAUCAACCGCAGGAAAGACGCCCUCCUCAAGGAGAGGGAGAAGAGGGAGCGGGCCUACCUGCAGAGUGUGGCCGAGGAUCGUGACUACAUGUCAGACAGCGAGGUCAGCAACAUCCGGGAGACACGGAGCGGCCGUGGCAGUGGAGAAGAUGAUGAGAUGGGAAGUCACGGGCUGGAGCGCCCCAGGACGGCACCCCAGUCAGAGCUGGAUGAUUUUGUGCCACCACAGACCACACACGAGGCCCAGUACGGCACGUACUCCCAGUACCAGUACCCACUGAGCCAGACGCUGUACCAGCAGCAGUCACUCUACCAGUCUCCCCAGUCCUACCAGUCUCAGUCCAUCUAUUCCUCAGUCCCAUCCCUGUCUAGCUCUCAGCAGCAGAGCUACCACCAGAUGCUCCUUCUCCAGCAGAAGGCAGCCAGGCAGGCGGCCCUGAUCCAAGAGUUGGACGCGUCGUCAAAGUACGAUAUCAUCAGCCGACAGCCCGACCCCGUGUCCUCUGCCUACAUGGGAGGGGUCAGGUACGACAAGUACGGUAACCACUUGGACCUCCGGGCCCUGGAGGUGGGGGGCAGUAUGGCUGGCAGCCCCAUGUCCAACGUGUCGGCUGACUCCUUCUAUGGAGACGUGGAGCACCACCACCACACUCCACGAAGCUACGUCCUCCUAGAAGAUGCGGCAGAGCUGGCCAAGAGCUCCACGAGUCUGGCUUCAUCCAGCUACGCCCAGGCCGAGAAGGAGCUGGCUAAGGCAGAAAGGCUGUUGCGAAGAAGUGCAGCCGACUUGACCUCCACCGACUACCUGGGCUCCAGCUCCAGGCUCCACUCCGGGUAUGGAAAGACCCCAGACGAUGAGGACUCCAUGGACGACCCCUACGAGCUGAAGCUCCUCAAGCAGCAGCUGAAGCAGGAGUUCCGGAGGAGCAUAGGGGGAACAGAGAGCCUGGACCCGCUAACGGGUCUCUCCCACAACUACUACGGCACCCCCAGCUCGGGUGUCUCCUCCUCCCAGAGUUACUCCCAAAGACACUACCCCAAGACGGAGAAAUACAGCAUCAGCCGGCUGACCCUAGAGAAGCAGGCAGCCAAGCAGCUCCCGGCAUCCAUGCUGUACCAGAAGCACAAAGCCCCGCUGACCGACCCCAAAGUCUCCAAGUAUUCCUCGAUGCAAGACAGCAGGAGUCUGGAGACAGACUAUACCAGCUAUUUAGGGUCCAGUAAUGUUAGCGCCUCUCCCAGAUCCAGCCGGCUCCUUCAGGACGAGAUCACCUUUGGACUACGCAAGAACAUUGCAGAGCAGCAGAAGUACCUGGGCUCCACGUUGGGUGCCAACCUGGCUGGCUCGCUCAACUUCGGCCAGAGCCUGGCCUUGGACUCGACUUCCUACCCCAGUGGCAGCCGGUCACGGCCCUCUUCUAGGCCCAACUCUGUCUAUGGCCUGGAUCUCUCACUCAAACGGGACCCAUCCAGUUCCUCUUUGAGGCUCAAGGGGGACGGCGAGGCAGCCUCAGACAGCUACCAGAUGCCAUCAGGACGUGCCAAGCCCACCAGCCUGCCCAUCGUGCAGGGCGGCCGGGGGCGCAUCCCCAUCUUGGCGCAGAACUCUGAGGAGGAGAGCCCGUUGAGUCCUGUGGGCCAGCCUAUGGGCAUGGCGCGGGCGUCGGCGGGGCCCCUGCCGCCCAUCUCGGCCGACUCACGGGACCAGUUUGGUUCGUGCCUCUCCCUGCAGGACUCCCAGCAGCAGCAGCACCUGAGGGAAGAGCCAACAAGGGGUCGGGGCUACGUCUUGAUGGACGACCUCCAGGGCACCAUGUCGGACGGCGAAGCCCUAAGUGACUCCAUGCUGGCACUGAACAGAGAUGAUCCCCGACAAUCACAUGAGAAUAUCCCAAACGCCUACCACCUACGGAGAGAGGAAACGGACUGGUUUGACAAACCACGCGAGGGACGACCAGAGAACGGACAAGGGUCGGACAGGAGACAGGGGAAGGGUGUUUACUACCCCUUUCCUCACACCAGAGUCAAACUGCAGAGGGAUCCCAAGGACCGCAGCGUGUCAGGGAAUGGAUUGGGUAUCAGAGUGGUGGGAGGUAAAGAGGUUCCAGGGACCAACGGACACAUCGGAGCCUACGUCGCUAAAGUCUUACCUGGAGGAGUUGCCCAACAGACUGGGAAGAUACUAGAGGGAAUGCAGGUGCUGGAGUGGAACGAGCUUCCUCUGACGGGGAAGACCUACGAGGAAGUGCAGGGGCUUGUGGUACAGCAGUGUGGCGAGGCAGAACUCUGCGUGAGAUUAGAUCUGAACAUGCUGGCUGACUCAGAGGGCUCUCAGCACCUUGAUCUCCCAGACCAGAGCAAACCAGGUGACAGACCCCCCAGGUCUCCGGGGGUGGAUCCAAAGCAACUGGCUGCAGAGCUACAGAAGGUGUCCCAGCAGCAGGCUCCUCCACCUACCACCGCUACGUCCUCCUCCUCCACGGUGGGGGGAGAGAAAGGACCCCACUCUGCCAUCUCAGGCGCCGCCUCGACCACUUCUAGCGCCAUCCAGAGUCCGGGACAGCCGGGGUCGCCCUCCGUCAGCAAGAAACGCCACAGCAGCAAGUCUGCGGAACCUGUGAAGACACAAUCCCACCCUGUUACUGGAGAGAUACAGCUUCAAAUCAACUAUGACAAGCAGCUGGGGAACCUGAUUGUUCACGUGCUCCAAGCCAGGAACCUGGCCCCCCGAGACAACAACGGCUACUCCGACCCCUUCGUCAAAGUCUACCUCCUGCCGGGGAGGGGUCAGGUCAUGGUUGUCCAGAAUGCCAGUGCUGAGAAUAAGAGGAGAUCAAAACAAGCUGGCCAGACUCUGAACCCAGAGUGGAACCAGACUGUUAUCUAUAAGAACAUCCACCUGGAACAGCUGAGGAAGAAGCUGCUGGAGGUGAGCGUGUGGGACUACGACAAGUGCUCCUCCAAUGACUUUCUGGGAGAGGUGUUGAUGGACCUGUCCAACACAGCUAACAUGGAUAACGUCCCACGCUGGCUCCCUCUGAAGGAACAGAGUGAGGGAGAGCACCACCGGCGCUCCCUUUCAGCACAGGGGCGCCAGCACUCCCCCAAGCCCCCCUCGCAGCACGCCUCCCCCAAAACCCCGGCCCACGGUAACCAGGACUCCCCCAAGCCCCCCUCGCAGCACGCCUCCCCCAAAACACCCGCCCACGGGAACCAGGACCCGCCCAAGUCGUCGGUCAUCAAGAGCCGGAGCCAUGGGAUCUUCCCUGAUCCAGCCAAGGACACGCAGGUGCCCACUAUUGAGAAAUCUCACAGUAGCCCCGGCACAUCGAAGCCUUCCCCAUCCGAGGGCCACAGCCAACAUACGCCACGCGCGGCUCCACGUGCGGCGCCUCGCAAAAGUGCAAGGCAACACCAGCAGGAUGGCGCCGGCGGUGUCGCUGUAGCAACGGGUGAAGCUCCGGCUCCGCAGCAACAGCAACGCCUCCAACCAAUCUCCUACCCCCCAGCCCAAAGAGGCCGCCUCUCCCUGAGGCACCACAGACACACCAUAGUGGGCGUGCUCACCAUUCAGAAAGCCCAAUCCGAUUCGCUCCUUGACCCGCCGGGCCCGGCAGCAUCGGCCACUGGGAGCCAAGCAGACGGCAGACACCUGACCUUCAGGAAAGCCAUGUCUGAAGAGAGGCCACAGAGAGAAGGAGCACGGCCCGGCAGGUCCGGCGACGCCCCAGUAACAGCCGCAUCAUUGGACAGCGGUCUGAGUGGCAGUGCUCACAGCCUAUUGGAGGAUGAGGGUGGGACUAAUGCCGUGGACAGUGCCAUCUUCCAGGUCCCUCGGUUUGGGAAGAUUCCAAAUGGCACUGACGUGAUGAUGUCACCAAUGGGCCAUAUGGACUCUGAGGGUAAGACCCAGGUAAUGGGAGAGAUCAAGAUAGCUCUGAGGAAGGAGCUGAAGACAGAGGGAGACCAGCUGGUGUUGGAGAUUCUCCAGUGCAGAAACAUCACUUAUAAGUUCAAGUCUCCAGACCACCUGCCAGACCUCUAUGUGAAGCUGUAUGUGGUGAACAUUGCAACCCAGAAGAGGAUCAUCAAGAAGAAGACCCGGGUAUGUCGUCACGACCGCGAGCCCUCCUUCAACGAGACCUUCAGAUUCUGCAUGAACCCCACCGGCCACUCUCUGCAGCUCUUCCUGGUGUCCAAUGGGGGGAAGUUCAUUAAGAAGACCCUGAUCGGAGAGGCCUACAUCUGGCUGGAUAAGGUGGACGUGCGGAAGCGAGUGGUCAGCUGGCACAAACUGCUGGCUAGCUCUGCUCAGAUCCACUCCUAAAUAACCUACUGUUAACCUUGUCUAUUCUAUAGGCUCUUAACUCGUAGAGAGAAAGGCGAGGAUGGCUAGGACGCUCGAGUUUACUGUCUCCAUCACUGAUCCACUCUUUAUAGACCUACUGGACAUACUCACAGGUCCACCAUUGGGGUCGGGCGAGGACCGUUAGGGUGCGGGAGUUAGACAUCUCUUACGUAUCCUGUGGAUCUUGAGUUUUGGUGUCAAGGGUCAGGGGUCAGCGUUUGAAUUGCUUGAGCUGUGACUGUGGAUUGGCUAGUGGGGAGGAAGUAGGUAUGUGUUUACAGGAAAUUAACUUGUGUUUACAGGAAGUAGUGUAGCCAGGGCAGGGAGGAGGACAUUGAGGCAACAACGCAAGAACAGAAUCAACCAGGUAUUACACACACAUUCACACACACAGUCAACAACACAUUCAAACACACCACAAAGAAAGAUGAUCGUAAGAGACUGACACAUAAAUACAGGGGACGGACAUGUUUAGAUUCUCUCAUUGCUUUAUUUGACUGGAGAUGUUUUUAUUUAUGAAUGAAAUUAUAACUACCUGUGGAUUCCCCUCAUGGCUUUGUAUAUUGUUAGAAUAAUUUAAUUAAUUUAUGAAGCAUUUUGGGAAUUAAAUGUUGAAGAUUUAUUAUAUGGAGAUUGCACCUCUUAUUUUUGUAUUAUAAUUAUGAUUAUUAGAGUUUUAUUGAUUAUUCUCCUCAAUUGUUUAAGUACUGAAUGAUGAAUGAAGAAUUUUUUAUCCAGGGACGCACAGUAUAUUUUGUGACAUACUCUCACUUUAAUUCUAAUUCUCGAUUUGAAAUGACUCCCUCAUCUGGCACAAGGUACAAAGCCCUUGGCAAGCAUGUUUUUACAUUUUGGGACCUUCUCUUCUCUUCUUUCUCUAGAUGUAAAUUUAGAUGCUGAUAUAUCAGAUAUAUUAUAUAAACAUUGUUCUAAGUAUAAUUGGUGUGGUUUUAACAGACUGGGUAGUCUUGUGCACAGGGUCAUGUUUAUUAGGCACCAAAUGGAAGAAAACAGACUGAAACAAGGAGGGACUACCUGGUGUUGUCCAGGAAGAAAUGCUCAUUUUAGUUUUCAGUUGCAAAAUGUUUUCUGCUGGGUGACCUAAUGAACGUGACAGUGAAAAGUUGCAUUGUUGCCUUUGAGGUUGACUUUGUAUAUAGUUGAGUACACUGUCGUUGUGAGAGAUAAAUAGAUAUAUUCUUAUCACAGACAAUCCGUUGUGGAUGAUUGUGGCUUAACAUAUUAUUUUUGGAAUGUGAACUAUUGGGCACAGGUUUUAGCUGUGAUUCAAGCCUGGUUUUCCUCCUAGUAAGAUACACAGUGAACUGCUAUGCGUAAGACUAGCAUAGUUCUGACUUCUCCUUACAUUCACACAUUUGAAAUAUCUCUUCACAUGCACACUUUCAUGUUUUACUUAUAGCACUUUGUCAAGUUAUCGAAUGUAUAGAUGAAUAUACAGUAUGUCCCCACUCGUAGAGAAAUAUAAUAUAUAUAAGUAUGUCAAAUGAAUAUAUUAAAUAAAUGAUGAUAAUGAUAGUAAUAUAAUAUAGUUGACCAUACUUGAGUACCCUCUUGGCCUGUGUAUAGUAAAGUGUGUCCCAUGAUUCAUAUAUCAGGGUCCCCUCCAAACAGUUGUCU
Molecule: messenger RNA, 16922 nt
Organism: Oncorhynchus masou masou (cherry salmon)
Lineage: Eukaryota; Metazoa; Chordata; Actinopteri; Salmoniformes; Salmonidae
Gene: pcloa
Product: piccolo presynaptic cytomatrix protein a
Exons: 29
Coding region: 42-15263 (5073 amino acids)
Biological process (GO): protein localization to synapse; presynaptic active zone assembly
Cellular component (GO): cytoskeleton of presynaptic active zone; membrane; glutamatergic synapse
Molecular function (GO): structural constituent of presynaptic active zone; metal ion binding; protein binding
Source: RefSeq, a predicted model, not a curated record